CGUCUUGGUGGCCUGCUGUCGACGAGUCGUGGCGCGUAGGCGGAGGCGCCGGGAGUUCGUUUUGGGCAGCCCACCAGCCAAAGAGGAUAGCGGUGAGACACUAGCAUUUUCCAGCGGCCGCCAGGGCUGCGUCGCACGUAGUUGAGGCGCACGGGUGCCCCGCGCAACCGUGGCGGGCUCCAGCCUCAGAGCGCCACAAAACCCGUCACUGAUGCUAAAAAAUUGAUCAUUGUUGGAGCGUCUCGCACACGAUGCACCACGGCAGCAGGUAACGAGGCGGGCUGCCCGAUACUAAUGCGCCGCCUCCUCGGGCUGCUGCUCUGCCGCCGCGCGGCGGCGCUGUUCGGCUUCCACCUGCCCUGGGGCGACCGCAACCGCGACCGCAACUACCGCCCGCGGCCGCCCGCAUACUUGCGCAAAAGAAACGCUACCACCGUCGCGCCGCCACCGGCUCUACUCCCGCAGUACUCGGCAGCCGAAGAACAAACCGUGCUCCCGCAGUUGCGAAAAGUGCUCACAGCAGUCUCCAAAGAAUUACAAAGCCUUGUCGCCUAUUAUCAGGGAGACGCCGGCGUGCUGGAGCGGACCAAGCGGAGCAAACGGCCGAACAACGACCUGCUACUCAGGGAGCGCCUCGCGGAGGCGCUUGUCGGCAAUACCCCGUUCGUUAUCGGUACUAUAGGAGGCGACACGAAUAGUUGGUCCAAGGAGGCCUGGCCCCAUGUGCUGCAGAAACGUCUAGCAUCCGUAUCAGAGCAGUUCGAAGUACGCUCGUCCACGGCGUGGUGGCGCGACGGGAGGUCCAUAGAAGACGCGUUCUGCUUGGAUCAAUUACUAGGAGACGACGUCGACGUCGUAGUAAGGGAGUGGAGCCCCCUCUGGGGCAGAUCAGGUGCCUUCGCCGAGGGCCUCGAGGCCCUACCCUCGAAGCAGUCAAAAAUGAUGUGGAACGCCAACGUCACGGGCCGCAAGCAUCUCCUGCGGAGCGCUCGGCUAGUCUCGCCAAGGGAGCUCGCUUCCCACGAGGUGCAGAUGCGCCAGGUCUGGAACAUGCGGCAGCGGCCGGCGCUGAUGUAUGUUUCUCAUGAUUUUGAUGGAGGCGACGACGCGUCUACCCUGAGGACGGCUUUAGAGAAGGGCGGCGUCUUCGGCGACGCCUACCACAAGUUCUCGUCGACAUUUCUAUCGGCGUUCGGCUCGACGUUCGAGAAGGAGCGGCCCUGGAAGCGCAAGCGCAAGAAGCCCCAUCGCUCGGCCGCGGCCGUGCCUUUGCGCCGGGCCGCGACCACGGUGAGCGAUGGGCGGCGCCUCCUCAACAAGCGCACGGAGGCGAAGAAGAAGGCGCGGCUGCAGCGGCAGAAGGUCGUCGAAGCCGUGCCGGCGGAGGAGGGGCCUCGGAGUUCCGACGGCAUUCAUUCAUUUCCGCGGGACAUGCCGGACUUCGAGAGUAGUCCACAAACGUUCCGAGGCUUCUGGAAGGAGACGACGCCCCUGUACGAGCAUGGCUACUCGGCGUUGGGGCACGAGCUCGUUGGGAAUCAAGUCGCGUACCGAUUGCUCACGUACGCCAACGAGUCGUUAACGCACUUCAUCAAUUCGGAAACGCCUCGUUCAGAUGUGGAGCGACUACUCAGACAUCGCGAGCGGCGGCGCACGGCUUUAAACAUGAGGUCGCACGCGUCGCUGCCUCCUCCAGUACUUUGUAGUGGCGCACCGUGCGCCGACACGCUCUGUCGAGACGGAGAGUGCCGCCACUACCCCCGCCCGGUCUGCGCCGUGUCUUCCUUACCAAAAGCUGCUUCAUCGCUAGAUGUGGGCGAUUUCGUCUCGAACGCCACUCAAAGGACGCGCUGGGCGAACCAGGGGACGACACCGGAGCGCGAAGACCCCUGCGCGGGGGACGAAGCGUCGCGGGCCUGCUACGACUUUCGAAGAUCAAAGUCUCAUAAACAGCAACAACGGGGCUUCGUCGGCGAGCAAGGGUCCGGCGACCUGCAAUUGGAUUUGCAGUUCCGCAAGCAUUCGAAUUGUGUGGCUGUCAUCGCGGAAGCGCCCGUCGUUACCAAGACCGCAAAUCAGGCGAACUGGCACUUGGAGCUGGAGGUGAAGGUCGAAGGCGAAGUGUGCAGGCCGCCGGCCUGUUCGAUCACGACAAUCCCCGGCGCUGGAUCGCGGUUAGUCGUGGACCUGAAGAAGGUGGACAAAUUGGAGGAUAGAGACAUGUGCUGGGUCCUGAACCCGAUUCAUGUGGAUUUGCGAGUGGUCCCCGCCAAGAUUCCCGCGCACGCGUGUGGCGCGCUCUCUAGACCCAUGAAGGGAGCCUGCAAGGACUGCGCGCCCGCGCGCGGCGCCUGCAAGGAGAGUGGUAUCUGGGCGGCCUAUGACUUGGGCUGCUCAGUUGCCGCUGACGGGAGCUGCGCGAUGUCGAAUGUGGACGACCGCGCGGCGACGUUGUCGGUGGCGACGGUCGUGCUCUUUUAGAUAUGUACUAAGUGUUAUAUGACCUACGCGCGACCC
This is a messenger RNA of Pelagomonas calceolata, 2517 nucleotides long. The record is from the annotation of a GenBank genome assembly. Lineage: Eukaryota; Pelagophyceae; Pelagomonadales; Pelagomonadaceae.